AAAAAUUCUGUUUCACCCCAAGCUCAGGAUGGGUCCAAAUUGCCAUCGAAUUUCUUGUCCAACAGCCAGUCCAGACCCGUGAGAUCUUGCCAGCCAAAUGGGCAACAGCGACUGUUUAAAGUGGCAUACCCUGGUACAAACUGGUUGAGUGCCGAAUCAAAUGAUCGAAUUCUUUGCAGUACAACCGGUUUGCUGUGCAUUUCCGAUCCGGCACCCACCAGCUUGUGACUCCAACAAGACAAGAUUUAGUGGGUUGGAGCCUUGGCGGUCGUUCCUCGUGGCCAUUCUCUCCAUACAAUUUUGAUAAAUCUUAUAAAUAACUUUGAGCUUCACUCCAACUUCCAACCAAAGCGCGGCCUGAAGGGGAAGAGGGCCCCGCAUUCUUCUUUUCUUGCCCCUCCCCGCUAUCCUUAUUUUUUCCUCCUGCUUUCCCUUUCCCACGACAGCUCUGGCUUAAGGCAACACCGCUAUCGAACAGUCCAAAAUGCGGUCGACAUCAGAGAUCACCAACAUGGUGUCCUUGAACGGCGCCUUGCCCGAAUUGGCCGAGCAGCAGCCCGAGGAUACAAUCCCCGAGUCACGGGUCCUCAUUAUCAUGACCGGAGGUACCAUCUGUAUGCGACAAUCUCCCUCCGGCUUUGUACCUGCCAGAGGCUUUCAAGAGCAGUGUCUCGCUCGGGUUCCCACCUUCAACGAUGGGUCCCACACCAGCCUGAUGGACGUGGUGGUCAACGCCGACAAGGAGGUCAAGGGCCACCCCAGUCUGCGCACUCCGGUGACGGCAUACGGACGGCGAGUGAGGUACACUGUCUUCGAGUUCGAGGAACUGCUGGACAGUAGCUCCAUCGAUGCCAAGGGCUGGGCCGAAAUUGCCUGCACCAUCGAGCGGAAUUACACACGGUUCGACGGAUUCGUCGUUUUGCACGGCACAGACAGUCUCGCAUACACCUGUUCUGCGCUCUCCUUCAUGUUGCAGAAUCUGGGGAAGCCGGUUGUUCUGACGGGCGCCCAGGCGCCCAUGCUGGAGUUGCAGAAUGAUGCCACGGAUAAUCUUCUUGGAUCCCUUGUUGUGGCGGGCCACUUCAUGAUUCCGGAAGUUUGUCUGUAUUUCAACAACCGACUGUUCCGCGGUAACCGGUCCUGCAAGGUCGCUGCCAGUGAUUUCGCCGCCUUCAGCUCGCCGAACUGUCCGCCACUGGCCGUCACUACGUCCAUGCGCACAAAUAUUAACUGGGAGCUGGUCAAUCGGCCCAAGAGUCUGGACCAUUUCAGCAUCCAGACCAACCUGGACACCACUCACGUCGCCUGUCUGCGGAUCUUCCCUGGUAUCAAGCCUGAGAUGGUGGAUGCGGUCUUGAAACUAGAUGGAUUGCGUGGGUUGGUUCUGGAGACCUUUGGUGCCGGAAAUGCCCCUAGCGGGCAAGACAAUGCCAUGACUAACGUGCUGGCGGCUGCUAUCAAGAGAGGGAUUGUCAUUGUCAAUGUAACUCAAUGUCUUACGGGAAGUGUCAGUCCAGUGUAUGCUCCGGGUAUGAGCCUGUCGCGGGCAGGCGUGGUCGCAGGGCUCGACUUGACGACGGAAGCGGCGUUGACCAAGCUAGCUUAUCUACUGGCCUUGCCCGAAUCCACCCCCGAAUGGGUUGCGAAGAACAUGUCUGUCUCUCUCCGCGGAGAACUGACCGAGGUGUCGCAGCCGGUCUUCCGCCACCCCGACGGAGCACUCCCAGAGCGUGUUCAGUCCCUUACUGUGCUGGGUUACGCCAUCGCCCAAGGGGAUAUCGAACGGGUCAAAGAGAUUGUUGUGAGAGAGCACCACUGGCUGCUCAACGAUGCUGACUACUCCGGCAACACCCCCAUCCAUCUCGCCGCCACUAGUCCCUCUAUCGAUAUUCUUCGCUAUCUCCUCCUGCAAGGUGGAUCAGUACACAUCCGUAACCGCAACGGCCGUACACCUUUGUUCCUGGCGGCCAACGCUGGACUGUCCGAACACGUGCUGCUGCUCCGCAAGUCCGGAGGACACUUGCAUUCGGAUGAACGGACGGCGGCGCAGCUGCUCGCGCGCCGACGCCCGGCGGUCUGGGGCUUGGCCGGCAUUGGGCCUCGGGAGGUGAGUGAUCGGGAGCUGGAGGAGAUUGACGAUGAGGGCACCUCUCUCGGUCGCACAGCGGAAAUCCUGAUGGCUGGGUCGGCGCCGUGAGAAGAAGUUGGAAUACGAAGCCGAGGGGAAAUGAAUUAGAUAUCAGUCGGCACAUGUAGGGAUGGGAUUCAACACACGGCCUCGGUGGAAUCGCGAGCUGGAUUCCGAUUCAGUGUUGUGUCAGUUGCCGCUUGGUUUUUUAGAUUGUCCUAGAUCGUCUUAUACAUGGGGCUUGGAUGCAUACACCGCUCUCCCCUAAGGAGUGCAACAACAGCCCUACGAUACCAACAUAUCGUCGCUGCGAG
This is a messenger RNA of Aspergillus saccharolyticus JOP 1030-1, 2442 nucleotides long. Its product is annotated as putative lysophospholipase. Gene Ontology annotation, molecular function: asparaginase activity; protein binding. The record is from RefSeq and is a predicted model, not a curated record. NCBI's taxonomy places the organism in Eukaryota, Fungi, Ascomycota, Eurotiomycetes, Eurotiales, Aspergillaceae. The coding region runs from base 485 to 2197 and encodes 570 amino acids. The transcript is spliced from 3 exons.